GCCUCUACUGUGUGCCGUCAGUCGCCUGUGUCAUCGCGCUCCGUAAACAUCUUUCAUUCGUUCGUAUACGGUCGCCGCCACUGCUUCGCUGGUCGUACGCAAACUUCCAGGGUCUUUUCUUCUCCGUUCUCCCGUUCAAAAGUCCAGCAUCACUUCUUUGGAAUGCACCCUUUAUGGGUGGCAUUGCCAUUAUGCUUGGCUCUAUGUAUUCCUCUACAAGCCGAAAUUUACACAGCUCUCUCCGAACUCGAAGAAUUGUUAGAAACGGAAUCUGUUCUUUUGCGAACUUUACAUCAAUACAUUUCUGAUCAAGAACAUAGAAUACUAUUAUUAAAAAAGCAUGCCGAAGAUUACGAAAAAGAACAUUCAAUCGCAUCCAGAGACGUUACUAAUUAUCUAUCAAACCCCAUCAAUGAUUAUUUAUUGGUGAAACGAUUAACUAGUGAUUGGCAUAAAACAGAGAAGUUGAUGCAAGAUCCACAUUAUGAAACUGCUAUGAGAAAUCUAACCCAAUAUCGUGAACUCUUAAAAUUCCCUACUGAUGAAGAUUUAACUGGUGCUGCAACUGCACUAAUUCGAUUACAAGACACGUAUAAACUCGACACUGCAUCUGUAGCUAGAGGAGAGCUGAACGGAAUUCAAUACAGUACUCAACUUUCUGCUGGUGAUUGUUUUGAACUCGGUCGUCAGUCUUACAAUGGGCAGGACUUUUACCAUACUGAAUUGUGGAUGAACGAAGCUUUAACUAGACAUGAACAAGAAAGAUCUAAUUCAACUGUUCGUUGGGAGAUUUUAGAAUAUCUUGCGUACUCCACUUUUAUGCAAGGAAAUUUAAAAAAAGCAUUAGAUUUAACUAUUGAAUUAUUAUCAAUACUUCCAAACCAUGAACGUGCUCUAGGCAAUUUAGCAUACUAUGAGGCUGCAAUAAAAAAUGGAACCACUGAAGUUGAAAAGAGUAAACACUCUGCAAAAGUUGGUUCAACAAUGUUAGACCCCGAAGAACGAGAUCGAUAUCAUAUGCUUUGCAGAAAUGAAAACUUAAUGUCAAUCGAACUUAGUUCAAAACUGCGAUGUCGUUAUACUAAUAACAAUAGAAAUCCACUCUUAUUGAUCGCUCCACUUAAAGAAGAAGAGGCUUAUUUAAGUCCACGAAUACUUCUUUAUCGAGAAGUCUUAUAUGACAAUGAAAUAGAAAUUAUUAAGCGUAUGGCUCAGCCUCGACUCAAAAGAGCUACUGUGCAAAAUUAUAAGACUGGUGAAUUAGAAACUGCUGAUUAUCGAAUUAGCAAAUCCGCUUGGUUGAAAGAACACGAAGAUGUUGUAGUCGCAAAUGUUGCUAGAAGAGUUGAAGCCAUUACGGGUCUUACUACAGAAACAGCUGAAGAACUUCAAGUUGUUAACUAUGGAGUGGGUGGUCAUUAUGACCCUCAUUAUGACUUUGCUAGAUCAGAAGAAACUAAUGCCUUCAAGUCAUUAGGAACCGGAAAUAGAAUUGCUACAGUCUUAUUUUACAUGAGUGAUGUUCCUCAAGGAGGAUCUACUGUAUUUCCUUGGUUAGGCGUAGCAUUGCAGCCAGUUAAAGGAACAGCUGCUGUAUGGUUCAAUUUAUUUCCCAGUGGAAAUGGAGAUCUUAGAACUAGACAUGCUGCUUGUCCUGUACUUCAAGGAUCAAAAUGGGUAUGUAAUAAAUGGUUGCACGAAGUGGGUCAAGAAUUCAGAAGACCCUGUGAUCCUAAAGAAAACAUCCAGGAAACUACUGGCAAAUAAUUUUGAAAACGUUGAACUUCUUCAAUAUAAGUUGAAUUUUUAAAUGUUUAAUGUAUCAUUCUCAUCAUA
Sipha flava (yellow sugarcane aphid) is the source of this 1836-nucleotide messenger RNA. Its product is annotated as prolyl 4-hydroxylase subunit alpha-1-like. Gene Ontology annotation, cellular component: endoplasmic reticulum. The transcript has 10 exons. Gene Ontology annotation, molecular function: iron ion binding; protein binding; procollagen-proline 4-dioxygenase activity. Gene Ontology annotation, biological process: peptidyl-proline hydroxylation to 4-hydroxy-L-proline. Lineage: Eukaryota; Metazoa; Arthropoda; Insecta; Hemiptera; Aphididae. Bases 163 to 1767 code for a protein of 534 amino acids. The record is from RefSeq and is a predicted model, not a curated record.